AUGUGCGUGUACACGAGAAGAAACGCGGAAUUAAUAGCAGAAACGGAAUCGGAAACUGAAGAACAUGCAGGGCUUCAUUUGAUAUCAGAGGUUUUCUGGGAAUGUGAUAAUCUACGUACGCAAACUUUUUUUCAGAAUCUCAAGCAAUUCGUGUCGAAGAUUAGCAAGGCAAUAACAGUGAAUAGAAAAAGGAACCGAGAGAGGGGAAAUCAUCAAAAACUUGAUCUUCAGCAUACGGCGGCGAUGUGGAGAGGGGCAGAAGACGACGUCGUUGCCGGCGGCGACCCGAAACAUAUCUUUUGUGUGUUUGACACGCGUAUUGAUCAAAUCAUCAUUUAG
This is a messenger RNA of Caenorhabditis sp. 36 PRJEB53466, 339 nucleotides long. Lineage: Eukaryota; Metazoa; Nematoda; Chromadorea; Rhabditida; Rhabditidae. The record is from the annotation of a GenBank genome assembly.